GCAGCUGGGAUUCCCAUCCCCUUCUGACAAGCUGUAAGGAGAAGUUGUUUCUCAGAUCUGAGUCUGAAGAGAGGGAACAAGUCAAUCAGCUUUCGUGGUCAGAAGAGAAACCUGGGACCAUGAGGAGCAGCCUGACACUGGUGGGGACCCUCUGGGCCUUCCUGUCCCUUGUUACUGCUGUGGCCAGUUCUACCAGUUACUUCCUGCCUUACUGGCUCUUUGGAUCCCAGCUGGGGAAGCCAGUGUCAUUCAGCACAUUCCGGAGGUGCAACUACCCUGUGCGGGGAGAGGGGCACAGUCUGAUCAUGGUGGAAGAGUGUGGGCGUUAUGCCAGCUUCAGUGCCAUCCCAAGCCUGGCCUGGCAGAUGUGCACGGUGGUGACAGGUGCCGGCUGUGCUCUGCUGCUCCUCGUGGCACUGGCUGCUGUCCUGGGCUGCUGCAUGGAGGAGCUCAUCUCCAGAAUGAUGGGACGUUGCAUGGGAGCAGCACAGUUUGUGGGAGGGCUGCUGAUAAGCUCAGGCUGUGCAUUAUACCCCUUAGGAUGGAAUAGCCCGGAGAUAAUGCAAACAUGUGGGAAUGUCUCCAAUCAAUUUCGGUUAGGUACCUGUCGGCUUGGCUGGGCCUAUUACUGUGCUGGAGGUGGAGCAGCUGCAGCCAUGUUGAUCUGCACCUGGCUCUCUUGCUUUGCUGGAAGAAACCCCAAGCCUGUCAUGUUGGCAGAAAGCAUCAUGAGGAACACCAAUUCUUAUGCCAUGGAGCUUGACCAUUGCCUCAAAUCUUGAGAUUUGGCAGAAGAUUGGAGAGGGUGGGAAAGAGAAAGGAAGAUGGCCUUGAGAAGAGGCACUAACACUGGGCCACUUGCUAACCACCUGCUAGUAGUAUAGCCACAUGUUUGCAUGCUUUUUAAAUCACCAGUCACUCAUUUUCAUUUUCCCUUAAGCCAGUGGGUCAGUGCUUAUUUACAAAAUUCAUCAAGAACAAUGAUUCUCUCAAAUGUUUACCUAACUGGUGAGUACCCACUAGCCCUCAAGUCCCAGUGUUCCUUUGUGCAAAAUAAGGAGAAGACCUCACCUGGAAGGUAACUUCAUGAUCAAGCAGAUCUUCAGAGUUCUACAGAUCCUGUCUAUCACUUAAAGGUUGUGUAAGAACACAUGUGCAGGGAAGGACCAGGAGAUGAACAGGGCUGGUUCCUACCACUCCAUGCAUAUGGCCCUCCCCCUGGUCUUUACUGCCGUAUCCAAACAUCUAUGGAGUGCCACUGCUCAAAUUUUUGUGACUUUCUCUGGACUGUACCUUGACUCUUCCUACUCUCUCCUGCUUCUCUUCCUUUCCAGUUGUGGGGAAGCUUGUGGGGAGAAGUACUCCCAUUGGGGAAAAUACUAAUCAAGGAUGAUUGCAUAUAGUCUAAGACCCCUUCCUUAUUAUGCUUUAGAAUAUUCAUAAGAGUUCAUUUUGUGUUCUGGCUGGGUGACUGGCAUCAACCUAGUGGCAAGUAUUGCCUAGUCCCUUAUAGAUACAGACAUGAUAUUCAUCCAAUGUUCUGAGCAGAGACUAGCAUUUGUUG
This is a messenger RNA of Lutra lutra (Eurasian river otter), 1564 nucleotides long. RefSeq names its product LHFPL tetraspan subfamily member 1 (gene LHFPL1). NCBI's taxonomy places the organism in Eukaryota, Metazoa, Chordata, Mammalia, Carnivora, Mustelidae. Gene Ontology annotation, cellular component: membrane. The record is from RefSeq and is a predicted model, not a curated record. The transcript is spliced from 4 exons. The coding region runs from base 120 to 782 and encodes 220 amino acids.